Messenger RNA from Daktulosphaira vitifoliae (grape phylloxera), 2707 nucleotides. RefSeq lists its product as uncharacterized. The record is from RefSeq and is a predicted model, not a curated record. Gene Ontology annotation, biological process: regulation of transcription by RNA polymerase II. The transcript has 3 exons. Lineage: Eukaryota; Metazoa; Arthropoda; Insecta; Hemiptera; Phylloxeridae. Bases 228 to 1253 code for a protein of 341 amino acids. Gene Ontology annotation, molecular function: chromatin insulator sequence binding. Gene Ontology annotation, cellular component: chromosome.
GUUCCGUCAUUAAUUAAGGAAAAUUUAUUUACAAAAUUCAGUGUUAAAUGAUUAUUAAUUUUUGAAAAAAUCACUUAUGUAAUUUUUACUUUAAACAUUAGCUAGUUCUUAUUUUAUUUUAUUCUGUGAGAUAUUCAAAUAAAUAAUGAACUUUUGACUGAAACGCAUAUCAUAAUCAUGAAUUUUGUUAUUAGUUUUUUUUUCAAUAUAAAUUAUUGUUUUUUGAAAUGACCAUAAAACAAAAAUAUAUAAAAGAAUUAAUUUAUAGAAGUAUGGCUUAUUUUCAUAAUGAAGAUAGUUCUGAUGGUACAUUGAUUAUUGAUGAGCAAAAUGAAGAUUUUGAAACUAUUGAACUAUCUGAUGACUCUGAUACUGAAAAAUUGGACAACAUAAAUUUCAAUAAUGAUGUUGAAGUUAUUUCUUCUUCAAGUUCUAAAUGUUCUUCAUUUGAUGAUGAUUCAUCCCAUACUUGUUCAUUCUGCUCCAAGUUAUUUUAUGAUAAAAUUUCUCUGUAUGAUCAUAUAAGUACUUAUCAAGGAAGCUGUAGUACAAAUAUGUUAGGCAUUAAUGAGAGAAACAUUGAAGUUGAUUCAGAACUUGAUUGUACUUAUGAAAGAAAACUAGAAAAGUACACAUUAGAUAAAGUUCCUGUUCCUGAAGCUAUACCAUUAAGUCCUAAGUUAUCUUCAGUAUCCUGUGUUUCAAAUACAAUUAACAAAUCUAUACCAUCAUUACGUCAAAUGCUUGUUGAUGAAAUAGAACCUGAACAUCCUUGUUUAAUAUGUGGUCAAAUAUUUCGCCAUAACAUCGGGUUAAUUUGUCAUAUUAACUCUGAUCACAAAGAAGUGCAUAAUGAAAAAAAAAAUUCAAUUAUAGAAACAACUAAUAAAUCAGGAAGAAAAAAAAGAGUUUCUAAAGAUAUAAAAGUAAAAAAAAUUGUUGAAAAUCUUGAACCAUUGUCAAAUAAAGUAGAUUUAACACUUUUACCUGAUUUAAAAAAAGAUACACUUAUAAAUCGAAUAAAGUCUUAUGUUCAUAUUGUAAGCAAAGGUCAUAUUACUAAAGUAAUUUGUAUAUUAUGUAAUAUUGAUUUUAAAACUACUAAAAAAGCUAUGGCUCAUGUUGAAGAUAAACAUAUAUUAGAUAAAAUUGAAUGCGGCUAUUGUAAUAUGAAAUUUGUGUACGAGUUGAAAUUACGCAGUCAUAUGGCAAAAAGACAUAAGAUUAAAUUUAAGGUGAUUUAUAGUGAAUAAAAUUUUGGUGAAAUGUCACUUAUCAUCUUGCAUUCUGAGCGUCUUCUAACUGAUUACCAAUAAUUUAUCUUAUGAAAAUUAUUUUUUUCUCUUAAAUAUUGAAUUAUUGCAUUUUUUUUUUUAUAUUGUCAUUAAGUUUGUUCAAACUAAAUAUAGUGACAUUUCUUAUAUUUCUUAUUUAUUAUAUAAGUUUUCAGUAAAUAAGGAAACGGUUUCUAUUAUUCUCAUUGUUUGUAACAAUUUACAUAUUUCCUAACUUUUUGAACACUGUAUAUGAAGUAUGUAUAUUUAUAGUCAGAUUGGUUAGAUAUUAUUAUAUGUAUAUUGAAAUUAUAUUUAAGAAUUUAUUAUUUAAAAUGCUAAUGAAGCUCAACUGUUCUUUACCUACUGAAUUUUAUAAAGCAAUAAUGGUAUGUUUAUACCCAUGAGUUCAAUGUGCAAAUUCAUAACUUUCAUAUAUUUCUUCUCAAUUUUUUUCCCAAACCUUAUAUCAACUAUCAUAAAUAUUACCUUAUUUAAUAUAAAAUAAUCUAUUAUCAUUUCAUUUUUUUUUUUUUAUUAUUAAAAUUUAGUUACAACUAUUAUAUUUAAUGCAUAAAUUAUUAUUAUUUUUAAUUUAGUAUUUUGAAUAGUGACAUGUCAAUUUAUUGCGGUAAAAAUAAAUCGCCCAUCAACUUAUUAAGUAUCAUAUAUGUGGCUUUUCAAUAGUCUCAGUUUUUUGAUAACCAUCAAAUUGAUUUUAGUGCAUUUUCUUUUGUUAUACGUUUUUAUUAAAUUAUAAUACUAUGAAAUUUGAAAAUUAUGAAAGGAAUGGAUAUGCUUUGCUAUAAUAGCUAUCUAAAUUUAAAAAAUAUUCUCAUUGUAAGUAACAAUCGUUUUGAUUGAAAUUAGUGUUUUAUGUGAAAACUUUAUAUAAUUAUUCUGAUUUAAUAAUAUUUGAUGAUGAAAUGACGUGCGAUGAAUUUCGACUACAAUAAAUUGACUGCAAAGAAUUUGUGUGUAUUCAUUUGAACUAUUCAUGCUUAAAAUCAUUAUAUGAGCACUGUUUAUAGUGUGAUAUAAACUAUGUUUAUUUUAUUAUUUUAAAUUUGAAAAUGAUAGUAAAAGAUAUUUGUUAAAGUACCCACCUAUUUAAAUUAUUUAUAUGUUCCUUAAUACAAAAAAACUGUUUAUUUUAAAUCUAAUAUAUUUAGAUAUUUAGUUAAGUCUGCAAGGAAUAUAAAUUCUAAGAUCCUUAAGUAAUACACUAUUAAAAAUUAUUUUAUAAUUUUUUUAAACCUAAUUUGAAUAAUUUAAUUUGUAUUAAAAAUGUUAGUAUCCAAACAGAACUAUAAUAAAAUUUAUUUUAGGGUUCUAAAUAAAAAAUUUUUCCUACUUUAAAAAUGUUGUAUAUUAUAGUAAUUAUAAAUUUUUACAUUUUUGAAGGUGCAACAGCAUCUUUGCCCCGAGCUCUU